AGCAGGUCUUCUCUCAACUUUGAUCAUCCCUAUCUGUGUACUCUCACUGGAAUUAUCGCUGGACGAUGUUUUUCCACAAAGUUUCUUCGUUCUCUUCCGCGUCGACGCUUGUUCUUUUACUCGCUUUCACCAAUACGGCAGACGCUCUGGCCCUGCCGCCCACGGCGGUUUUGAAGAGGGCAUCCGGAAUUGACGCAAUCGCUCAGCCCGCGGCCAAUGCGAGGUCUCUACCUUUUAUGAUUCGCGAUGUAUGGUCGCCCAAUAUCACAUCGCCGGAUAGCAGCACUGUUUGGAAAGUGAAUGACCAUGCCGAUGUUACGUGGAUCACCACUGGCGCGCCCGCUCAGAUUACCAACCCCAAUGGCACGAUAUUGUUAGGCCAUAUGAGUGACAAUGGGAGCGAGAACCUUGAUCUUCAGCAUCCUUUGGCAUCAUACGUCAAUCUCACCCUAGGCAAGGCGACCAUAGAAGUUCCCGACGUUCCGACCGGGCGUUAUAUCAUUGUCUUGAUGGGUGAUUCGGGCAAUCGCAGUCCGGAAUUCAUGAUUCAAUCUGGCUCCGGUGGUGCGGCAAGUAAUAACUCUUCCGAUACUUCGAGUACCCCCACCGAUUCCUCGAGUGAUUCUGCGUCUGACCCUCCGAAUACCGAUGCCGCUUGAUAGUGCUUUUAGCGCGAUAGAUUCUGUAGUACACUCUGUCCUGAAUAUGUCCCGAAAAUGAUAUUUCUUGUACAAGGUCUA
This is a messenger RNA of Lentinula edodes (shiitake mushroom), 740 nucleotides long. RefSeq lists its product as uncharacterized. The record is from RefSeq and is a predicted model, not a curated record. NCBI's taxonomy places the organism in Eukaryota, Fungi, Basidiomycota, Agaricomycetes, Agaricales, Omphalotaceae. Bases 66 to 659 code for a protein of 197 amino acids. The transcript is spliced from 4 exons.